Molecule: messenger RNA, 859 nt
Organism: Cylicocyclus nassatus
Lineage: Eukaryota; Metazoa; Nematoda; Chromadorea; Rhabditida; Strongylidae
Source: the annotation of a GenBank genome assembly
AUGCCUAUCGGGUGCCCCAAUCCAAGCAUUUUGAGGAGUCGGGUAAACUCUGAGAGCACCUGGCACUCCGCUGAGCUUUCAACCGACUACACUGUAGACUUCAGCCUGUGUCACUUCAAAAACUCUUUUAACGAUCGUUUUAUGCUUCAAGCUAAGGUCACGUUUUCCCGCCUGCUGACCUCUGGCUGUUUAAUAGGGGCGGUGCGCUGCUCAGUUCUGUUUUCGAGUCAGUCGAGAUCGGUGUCGGUGAUGAACUGCUUAUUCGUGCUUGCUCUCGUUGGCCUGGCUGCGCUGGUCAGUGCCAAGGAUCUGCCCGACAAGUACUACGGAAAGUUCGACCUCGAUCACUCGGAGAACUUCGACGAGUAUUUGGAGGCUAAAGGCUAUGGGUGGUUCACUCGAAAACUCGUCACAUUCGCCACAUUUAAGAAAGAGUUCACGAAGAGCGACAAACCCGGCAAAUUCGACUACUCGAACCUCACUUCAAAGAAGGACGUCCACUACAAAGACGUCGAACUUGGCAAGGAAUUCGUAGGCGAAGGUCUCGACUCCACCAAUCAUAAGAUUACAUUCGACCUAGUCGGAGAUAAGUUGUUUGAGAAACACAACCCAAUGGAAAAGGGAGAGGCCAAGGAUGAGACUUAUGAAUAUUCUUUCGUAGAAAAGGAUGGAAAGGAGUAUCUUCUUGUGAAAAUGGAAGCUAAUGGCGUUGUCGGCAAGCGAUUCUACAAACGCCUUUGAUUGUUUGUGAAUGUUAGCUGUUCAUGUAUGUACAAUGAAUUUUUGUGCCUUGCGUUUUGGACUGUUCUCCAUCUGUAAUAAAAGUGUAACACUCAAACCGAUCAAUUUCUUCAGGCUU